Leptidea sinapis is the source of this 9253-nucleotide messenger RNA. RefSeq names its product alpha-(1,6)-fucosyltransferase (gene FucT6). Lineage: Eukaryota; Metazoa; Arthropoda; Insecta; Lepidoptera; Pieridae. The record is from RefSeq and is a predicted model, not a curated record. Bases 200 to 1906 code for a protein of 568 amino acids. Gene Ontology annotation, biological process: protein N-linked glycosylation. Gene Ontology annotation, molecular function: alpha-(1->6)-fucosyltransferase activity. The transcript has 13 exons.
UCAAUCAAGCAGGCAGGUGAAUUCAGAUUUCUUUCAGGCACUUCAGUAAAUAUAUUCUCUGGGCACUUCGUGUUUUAGCUUUUGAAUAUUUUGGUUUCAAUAAUAAUAUACACAUUGGUUAAAUAGUAUAUUGUUUGUCUCUUGUGAUACCGUUGAUGCAUAAACAAAUGUUAAAUGCUGAGGGAAAUGUAAGGCCAAAAUGAUAGCCUAUGCAAGUCAGGCAGGUGUCAACGGUUAUAUGAUGAUGUAUUUGACAAAAUGGAAGCGUGUGGCUGUUCUUUUAUUAUUCAUAUGGAUUGUGGUCACAUAUCUAGUGAUAUCUCCGCUAAGAUGCGAGGGCACUUCGGAGGAAGUUGUGGAAUUCCAGGAGAGACUAAAGACUGUAUCAAUGCAACUGGAAUCUCUACAACAACAGCACAGCAAACUUAUAUCACAAGUCAAGAAAUCUCAAGGAUUAAAUCUCAAUGAAAUAGAGCCCGGAUCUCUUUUGGAUUCGUACGGCGGUCCGACGGAAGAAUACGAGAAUCUCAGAAGAAGGAUAUACUCUAACUCUAAAGAAAUAUGGUAUUUUAUAAACCAUGAGCUAACAAAGCUUAUGAAAGGGGAUCCCAAUUCGGAGAAGAUCCAAGCGAUUCUGGACCAAGUCGCGCACAGGAAAAGGUCCCUGCUGUCAGACCAGCAGAAACUUCAGGAGAUGGACGGCUACCUGGAGUGGAGACGCUCCGAGGCGGCAAACGUUAGCGAGCUGGUGCAGAGGAGGCUCAGAUAUCUGCAGAACCCAACUAACUGCAGAGACGCGAGGAAAGUUAUAUGUAACCUGAAUAAGGGUUGUGGCUUCGGUUGCCAGCUCCACCACAUCGUGUACUGUCUGAUCUUCGCGUACGCGAGUGAGAGAACGCUCAUCCUCAACUCGAAGGGCUGGAGGUACAACACCAAGGGGUGGGAGUACGUGUUCCAUCCCAUCUCCGACACCUGUACCACGGCGUACGAUGACAAGGUGGUGCAGUGGCCCGGGACAUACGACCCGAAGGUUGUGUCGUUACCGUUCAUCGACUCAAUAUCGAAGAAGCCAAAGUUCCUACCGCUUGCAGUACCCUCGGAUCUAGCACACCGGAUAGUCCGCUUCAACGGCGACCCGUCGUCGUGGUGGAUAGGCCAGAUCCUCAAGUACAUCCUGAAGCCGCGGCCUGCGAUGCAGAAGUCUAUCAACGAUACCAUCGCCAAGAUGAACUUCAAGAGGCCGAUAGUUGGUGUCCACAUCCGACGCACAGACAAGGUGGGCACAGAGGCUGCGUUCCACAGCAUAGACGAGUACAUGACCCACGUGAGAGACUAUUACGAUCAGCUCUCGUUGACACAGCCUGUUGAGGUCAGGAGGGUCUAUCUCGCUUCUGACGAUUCCAAUGUGUUGCAAGAGGCUCGCACGAAGUACAGCGACUACGAGUUCGUCGGUGACGCGGCCAUAUCCAAGACGGCCGCCACGCACCGCCGCUACACGCCGCUCUCGCUCACGGGGCUGCUGGUGGAUCUCACGCUGCUAUCCAGAAGUGAUCACCUCGUGUGCACCUUCAGUAGCCAGGUGGGUCGCGUGGCUUACGAGAUGAUGCAGGCCAACCGCGUGGACGCGUCCGAUAGCUUCGCGUCCCUCGACGACAUCUACUACUUCGGCGGUCAGAACGCGCACAACCGGCGGGCCAUCAUGGCGCACGCCGCCAGCCCGCACGAGAUAUCGUUCGAGAUCGGUGACUUGAUAGGUGUCGCUGGAAACCAUUGGAACGGAUUUGGGAGAGGAACCAAUAAGCGAACGAAUAUGAAUGGAUUAAUACCGUGGUAUAAGACGGCCGACCAUCUGGUGCUAUAUCCGUUCCCGGAGUACAAACACGUUCCGCCGUACGACGUGAAGUAAAACAAUCUAUUGACCUACAUAUAGGUCUCUAAGUCCGGUCGCGUGCUCAACUGUUGGUAGCAUUUAUAUUAAUGUACAAUCGGCUACAAAAGGUUAAUAUUAAAAAUUACACAAAUAGUAUUACAACACCAAUUAUAAAGAAAACAAUAGAAUAUUUAAACGUUUGGUGGUUUAUUAUGUACAAUUAAUUUCCAGCAAUGAAUAUGAAAAAUUUACUGUGCAAAAAAUGUAGCCAAUUUAUUAUUAUGAGUUUAUCAGUUGUACAUUCAUAAAGUUAUAUAAAUACUAUAUAAGUGUUAUAUAUUAAUGUUAUUCAAAACUUGGGUUGCUCCGAGUCAGAUAACAACUAUAUAUUUUUUAAUACUUAGGAAGAAUAUAACAGAAAUAAAAUCAAACCCAGUGUAGAAUCUCUAUUACUCCCUCAUAUUUUAUGUACCCAGCCAAAAGGAGUUUACAUUUCACCUCUGAAAGUGCCUUUUUGUGUUGAUGUGACAGUUGCUUGGAUAUCAUUGCCACCAUCUGGAUGUGUGGUGCUGCUCUACUUUUACUUUCUAAAAGGCCGGCAACGCUCCUGUGAUUCCUCCGAUGUUACAGGAAAAUGUGGGCGGCGGUGAUCAAACGGCAGGCAUUUAUUUUCUCAAAAUUGAUUCCUUUAGAAUUAUUUUUGAUGUCAUUUCUAAUAUACUAGAUACUACUACUGCUUCGGAAACAAAUGGCGCUCUGACAGAGAAGAAGCGGCGCAAGAAACUCCCAGCAUUCUUUUUUUGCGCUCGUUCAUCCUCUUCUCUAAAAAGAGACAAGUGGAAAUGUGUUAUUUAUUUCGAAAAAGAUGCUGGCGAGAAAGUUGUAUAUUUGUAAUGUAAUAGAGUAUAGAGGAGCACCAAGUCUUGUAUCAGUUACACACUCUAGUCGAAACUGAACUUUGACAGACAGCAAUAAGGUUGACUUAUUCUUGCGCGCGUUUUAUUUGCAAAGCUGAAUCUGGUGACCAAAAUUAUGAGAAUCAAUUUCUGAGAGAUUAAUACUGUCCAGUAAUAAAAUAUAUUGUAAAAACUACUCAGAAUACAGAAUAACGAUGAAAUGUAAUUUGGUUCUUCGCACGCCUCUGCAAGUCAGAACGACACACAUCGGCAUAAUUAUUAAAAAACUGAAAAAAGCAACUAGUUGUAAAAAGUUCGCGGGUCGGACAUAGUUAAUUGCCAAUUUAACGAACUGACUCAUGGAGCGCGUUGACCUUUUUAGGUUUGUUCUGCUUUUGAACUGUUUUUUUAAGAGCGCUUGAAGUUUUUUGUCCGGUUUGUAAAAAUGAUAUUAUCCAAAUGUUUUGAGUUUUCUUUAGUGUUAAUUCCGCCAAUAUUUGUCUUUAAACAAUUUGACACGUCUUUCGCCUCUACACGAGGCAUCCUCAGGAAGUGUUGACUCGCUAAGGACUGGCACGAGACUGAAUUAAAUGAGGAGGAAACCGCUGUUUUAAACCCUCGUCCCAUGAAAUGACGCUCUGUGAUUGGUCGGCUGUUGUGAUGUAUUACCCCCGGAAGAGAUACGUAAUAAGUUAUGUAUCUCUUCCGGGGGUCAUGUGUACAAUUGUUUUUAUACAAAUAUUGGUGGAAUUAACACUAAAGAAAACUCAAAACAUUUGGAUAAUUAAGGAUUUCCACAAAGUAACGCCUACUUCAAUAAAAAUGAUAUUAGCAAUUCAUUUGUUUAAAUGAUAAUAAUUUACAUUUUAAUUUUACUCGUAGAUGUAGUAUAAUAUCAGUAUGUCCCGGGGAGAAGUGCAAUUCCUUUGAAUGUAUUUAGUGCAGUCUUUGGAUUCGCCUCAUGCAUACAUAAUUACAACUUUGUUAUAUUCAAACAUUCUGUCCUUGGUGAGGAAUGUUGUAUGCUUAUUUUAUUUCAUUUUAUUUCGGUGCUUAAUUCACGUUCUCCGGUUGUUUAACUACUCUCAAAUAUAAAUAUCGCAUAGCUGUAAAAUUGUGUAGUCGUCAGAAGCCAGUCUUAAUUAUAAAAAAAUAAAUUUGUAACAAAAAUUUAUGAACGAUGCGGGACUCGAAGCCAACCGUUCGAGUACGCAUGCGUCGUAAAUUUCGCUAUAUCUUUUUGAACUCGCAGCUUGUUCCAGUCUUGUAUUGAAAUCAGUCUUGUUGGGUUACAGUGUAAUUUAUCACGAAUUAUAGGUAAAUAUAAUUAAAUAUAAUUAUGUAGUCGCAUAGUUUACAAGUUAUCACUUUUAAUGAUUGUGUUCGAAUUGUAUAUAUUUUAUCUUGAACCGUUGAUUCACGUAUGUUAAAACUGAUUUCAAAUUUAAAAGCAGUUGUGACUAUUUUUUUGGUCCGCUGCAUGACUUUGAUGGGGACACAUAAUUAUAAUGCGGAUAAUUUAAGUAAAUUUAGCACAAAAAUUGUACCGGUCUGCAUAAACUUACAUCACUUUGAAUGUUUGUGUAUUUUUAUGUAUGUGUAUAAGACAGCCGAUAUUAGGCUGUUAUGUCCGCUGUUUUUAUUAAAUUUAAUAUGCGUAUCAAAUCGAACAGUCAUACCCAUAAAAGUGCACCAAAAAGUGUUCAUUUGGUCUAUGCUUUGUCUUUCCAUAAAUAAAAAUCAUUUUUUUAUUGCAUAAAACAUAUAUUACUGUAUGUUUCUUUUUACAUCAGUACAAUAGCGUAAAGUAAAAAUCCAAUCAACCUCAGUUUUACGUAAACGAGUUCAAAUACCAUUCUUAAUCUCGAUUAAACACAAAGCGAUUUCACCAAUACCUUUUGGGCGUGUUGACGUUAACUGAGUUCACAUGUCAUAAUAUAACGUAUCAAAUACCUGUCAAAACUGUAAUCGAUAAGUAUGAACAAUUUUAAGUUGUUGAAUGUCAAUAUUUCUAUUUCGAUAACGACAAUGACGGGUCUUGAAAGCGAUCAAAUUAGUUGAACGUCCAAAAUUCGGCUGUCAGCAUUUAAACGCGUGUAGACUAUAACUGCGUUUAGUUUGUGUUUUUGCAAUCUGAAUUGAAGCUGUAAACUCGUUUAUUUACACCCAUGCUUUAAAUGCUCUAUAAAAGAUUCUAAAAUAGCUUAUUGCCAACAUUAAAAUACCCAAUGUUAUAAUAACUACUUUCGGUUACUAGGACUGGCUUUUUUAAUGUUAGCAGUAAGCUAAGUAACUGUUUCAGAAUCUUUAGACGAUUCAUAUUAUUGGUGUAGAUAAAGUCUUGUAUGCAACUGUUGAUAAUUAGGGAUUAAAACACUCAUCUGAUCACACCCACAUUCAUGUUUUAAUACCCCUUAUUACACAACAGUUGCAUAAAUAUCUGUUAAAGGCAUAAGCUUAGUUCAAAGUAUUCUAAUCGCGUUCCACUUCAGUGGUGAAAUCGAGGCUAAGAAGACGUAAGUCAUGUUUAAAAACACAUGACAUGGUUCUAGGUGUUAUUCAUUUCCCGAGCUUUGAUCGCCUUUUUAGUACUACGUGUACGGCCAGAUCUUUUCCUGUCACAAACAGAAGGUUUCAUUGUUCUUACCAAUAGCUCGGUAGUCAAACAUUCGAAUGAAAUGAAGAGUUUCAAAUGUUGCAUUUGGCUCCAUACCUACUCUAUAGUAAUGCCAUCACUGCAAAUCGGUUAUUGUUUUACUGUGAUGGCUACUCCUCUAAGUAUAUCGUUGUAUUUCUUGUUUUUUUUUUUUAAUGAAAUUAUUGUAACGGUAUUUCUAUCCAGUCUCAAUAUUAACGCUCUGAGUAUUCAGGAUUGAUCUGAUUUAAAACUUUUUCAGAUCUAUCAGAUUUACAACUUAUAAUUAAAACAUUGAAUUUUAAAUAUGUUUAUUGAAAACACUUCUGUGUUCGACUGUACUGAAACUGUGCAAUCACGUUCAAUGACAAACUUCUCUCAUUAUUAAAGAAUCAUUGAUUUUCUUUUCGAUUUAACUUUUUAUUGAAACUUAAUAAAGAGUAAAUAGUUAAUAUUCAGGAUAAGUAAUUCAAGUGAAAGUAAGAUUUUUGAAUGCUCAAUAUUCCUAGCCAGAAUUAAAAACCGUGGAUUCUGGAAAACAGACUCCUUUGAGUAUUUAGCUCUUAGAUAAUUUAUUCGUCUAGAUAGAGUCUCUUGCUGUUAGCCGAUGAAAACAGGCCAGGAAUGUUAGUUUAGUGUGCGUGACAAGGUACGUCUUACACUCGCGAUUUGUAUGAAACUUUGUGUUAAUUUGCGUGAAUUUAUCAGAAUAGAGGUUAGUUCUCCACUCAAUUUUUUUCGACGUUUUCAUAGCUGUCAUAGUCUAUCUAGACUUAUAAAUGAUCUAAGAUUUAGCUAUUCCUCAUACUUUAUGACCUGGCCAUGACCACACACUUGAGAAUUACAUAAUUUAUGGCUGGGCUUAGUUGGCCCAUACUAACGUAGAAGCGUUAAGCGUUUGGAAAUAAAGUGGAAUGAAAUGAAAAGAAACGAAAUUACUUAUUUUGCUAUGCAAUAGGGUAUUUCCAGAUCUUAAAUAUUAAAAUGUCUCCUUUAUACAAAAAAGCAUGCAAAAAUUUAAAUAUUCAUUAAUAAUGUAAAAAUUAUUUUCAAGCAGUCAUUUAUAGACUCUUUGUAUAAAUAUUUUAUUUAACAGUAUUUUCAAGUCCUCAGGCAAUUUGUGAUAUAAUUUUAUUGCCGAUUGCUGAUUGAUCAAUUGUAAGUAUUGAAUCUCUAAUAAUUAAUUUACACAUUCCAAACUCAAUAUUAUGCCGGGUCCAUACACAACAAACGACGCCGAAAGAUAGCUUAGAAAUAUGUACAAUAGUAAGGGAAUGACUGUGUGUGUAGUUUUCAGUGAAAAAACGUUCGCGGUUGUUCUUUAUAUAUGGACAAGAUUUUAUCUGAUUGAUUACUUUGAAGGUUAAAAUGCUUGUUGAUUAGUGUGUGUGUUGAUAUUCCUGUAGACGAAUUAUAUUGUUAUUGUUAGCAGGGGAAACGGAUAUUGUGUAAUAAUGCAUUAAUUAUACUUCUAUUUAGUUAAUUUUGUAUUGUUAUGUACAGCUUAUGUACGACUUUUUAAUUUAAUUGCAAAUAUGAGGGGCGUUGGUGGUUAUGGAUCUUGCUUGAAUUUCAAAAGGAUUAAAUAAAGGUGCACAUCAGGUUAAUGUGCGGGGAUAUGAAUCAGCCCAUAAUAAAACCUUAGCCAUGAUUCACCUAUGACGGUACUAACCGCGUUAAAUAAAACGCAGUUUAUCUUAAAUCACAGGUAUCAAGGGUACUCUUUCGUUAGAUUCGAUGCUAUUUCACCAAUGUAUUUUGAACGCAUUCACGAGAACCGAGCUUUAGUUACAAACAAUUAAUAGAAUGUGUCAAAUAGCUGUCAAGACUAGUCGGUAUUCGGUAUUACAAAAUAAAUUUCUUUUUUUAAAUUUCAGACUAUGACAGUUCGAAUAUCAUCGAAACAAGUUUAGCUAUAACGUUUCAUUAGCUAUUAUAAAAUUUAGUUUUCAAAGCAAAUUCAAGUUUUAAACUCGUCGACACAUGUAAACUAAGCUCAAAGUUAACUUAUCGCGUUCUUCUUCAAUGGUGAAAUCGGCCCUAAGACCUAAAGUGUAAGUUACAGCACUGUAAUUUUUAGGUACUUUUUUAAAUUGUAUUUCUUGUUUUUUGAAGUGAAAACUUCUUUAGCGGCGUUGAGCACUUUGGGAUGGGUAUAAAAUGUUAAACUCGCGUCAGGAGACGUGGACUGAUCGAAAAUUCAUAAGACAGACGACAGUGAUUUAUGGAUGAAAGAUUUAUAUAUCAUACCGUCAUUGGACCAGUGGUUGAAUCGUUGUGAUUGCGAAGCCGAAACACCGCGAGAUCGAGAGAUCGAAUCUCAGCCGUGAAAUAUUUUUAAAGCAUAAAAUAAUUUUAAUAGUUCUAAAGUGUUAAUUUUUUUACAAAAUAUAAAUUGUCAUUUUUGUGUACGAAAGUGCAAUAAAUGAGUAUUGUAUAUAACCACAUAAAUGCUAGUACUUUUAUACUGAUAAAUAAAGAAAUUCGUGCAAAAGUAUUCCCUCACUAUUCCAAAAUAUUCAACAAUGCACAACGUUAAUGUUCAAGAUUUCACUUCUGCCGGCACUCCCGAAGUGCAACCCGUAUUGUUAGUAAUUAAUUUUCGAUAGAUACUGUGUGACAAAUUCUCGUAAUCCGCCAUUUUUGGUCUACGCUGUUAAGCAUUUAAGCCAUGUUUGACAGAUGUCAAAUUGUAAUUUUAGUAAUUUAAAACAUGUUGCAUUGCUAGCAAAAAUAUGUGCUAAAUUCUGGGUUGCAUCAUAUUAGCUGUUAUAGUUAAUGUUCAAGUCAUAUUUAACGUUAACAGUAACGUUGACUUUAACAUAGUUAAAGAUAAAAAGAGAAAUAUCAAGUCAAUGUCGAAAAUUCAUUUGAAACUUUUGACAGGUCGCUUUUAACUAUUUAACAUCAACAAAAGCUUUAACCGGCGAAAAUUUGACGGUUACGGUUAACAGUUAAAGUUAUGCCGUCAUCGAAAAACAUUCAAAUGGUGCAACUCAUUUUUUGCUUGGCCGGUACUUUUAAAAUGUUUGUUACUGCUAAAGUAAGUUUGGUGCAACCUAGCCUAAGAGUCACAAUUAGCUUAAAUUGUUUAUUAUAUAUUAUAAUAUUUCCAUGUAUUAAUAUUGUGUGCUCAAAGAUCUGCAUUUUGAGAUUUCGUGUUAUUAUAUUUAAUUAAUUUCAUUAAGUAUAAAAAAUUUAAGGUGUUUUUGAAUCAAUUAAGUAAAAAAAAAAAUAUUUGUCUAUAACACACAUCCGUAAUGUUAUUUAUUAAAUCGAGUAUGUUCCGAGUGAUAGAAUAUAUUCUGUGCGACGCUCACAACAAGGCAUUUUUUAUUAAGUUCGAUAAUAGCAAAUAAUUUUGGAUUAUGUUUUGGAGUAUGUUCCAAGGUCCUUGAACCAUUACUGAGGGGGCGUGCAUAUCAUAUUGGCAAUUAGACAGUGCCUACCUCGUUACGUAAGUAAGCAGCGGUUCAUACAACAUGUAUCGUACUGUCGGACUAAAGCACGACUUUGCUAGAAAACCAAUGCACGUCCCCUGUCCUUUACCACCACUAAAAAGAGUUUUUAUAAAAAUUUCAUUCACCCCAAGCUGCAAUGAUUUAUAGAUUAAUAAAGAAAUGCUCCUGUCAUUUCCUCAUGGUUAUUUAAUCUGUGUUCAGUGUGCAAUCAGCUCUACUUAAUUAUAUGAAUGUGUAUUCGGCCUUAUAUAGCAGUAUAUAGACGUAAUGAACGACUCGAAUUUGUAACAUGUAAGUGUAACGCAAUAUGGACCUAACUGUGUGUAUAUAUCUAGUUAUGUAUUGUAGUAUAAUGUAUAUAAAAGAAUAAUAUAUAAGUAUUUUAAAAUUU